AGACAGUUCACAGAGUCAUUAUUUUGAUCUUGGCAAAACUAACCAGUUCUGUCAACUAAAUCUUGAAAAUCUUUAAAACUAGACUUAAGAAACUAAAGGAAGUGUGUUAGUUGUUUGGGUUUUUUUUUAAGAUGCCUGAAACGAACUUGUCGGAGACAACUGGGGACACAACCACGGAGGAAAAAUCUAAAAGUGAAACCGCUAAAAAUGGAACUACAAAUGAAAUUAUUCUCUACUACUUUCCAACGUCAUAUUCAUCUCAAAAGGUUUAUGUUUAGCCUUAGUAGUUACUAGAAGCCCUUAGCCUUAGGUCUUUUCUUUUAUUUGAUUUUUGCAGUAUAAAUUAAUUCAUCAUUGUAAUUGUCUUAAGGUGAACGUGAAGAGAUAGCACCACAUUUUUUUAUCGGAACCAGGGUGCUAUCUCUUCACAUUAGUAUUAAAGUUCACGGGCCAUGGCAACCAAGAAGGCGACCAUGGCACCUAUUAUCUGCAUUUACCCGAAAUUUAAAUAAAAGUUAUAUAAGAUGGCAAAAGUUUUGUUUUAUAUUUUGUACUAAAGUCACUUGUACUUGUAGGCUUACUUUUUAAAACAAAUUUACGAUGAUACAAAUAGAAAUAGUAGAUUAGAGAGUGUCUAAGUUUAUAUGAUGAAUGCUCUAUCACUAUCCUCAGCGGGGUGGGGGGGGGGGCUAUAAUUUUUCUUUAUGUAGAGUCUGAGUAGAGGGGGUGCUUUUUUGGCCAACAGCAGAGUUUUUUUCAUGAAAAUGAAAGUGGGGCGACAAACAUUGGUGGCACUCAUCCUAGCUAUUUACACCACUGUCUAUCCAGGAACAUGAUACAUAAAUGACUGUACUAUAGGCUAGUAUGAAGAAAUUACUUAAUAAAAUUAGAAUUAAAGUAACUUAAAGUUUAAGUGGCAGCAAAGUUAUAUUUAAUAAUUAAUGUACCCAUCCCAUAUUUUCAGGUUUUAAUAAGCUUUUUUGAAAAGGAGUUGAAAUUCAAACCAUGCAUUGUGAGUCUAUUUCAUGGACAGCAUAUGGAGCCAUGGUACAUUAGACUUAAUCCAAAUGGUGUUCAUGUACCUGUACUUGUGCAUGGGGACCAGGUGAUAAAUGAUCCUGAUAAGAUUAUUGAGUAUGUCAACACGCUUCGGGGUAUGUCAAAUAAUAUUUAAGUUAUAGGUUGUUGAUUAUUUUUUCAAGAAAUGGAUUUUGAAUAAUAUGUAAUGGAGUAAUCAUUAAUUUAAAGAGUAAUUAAUUAAAUUAUAAAAUGAUCCUUUUAAAAUACCGUAGCAAAAAAUGUUAUAAUAAAAUAUUUUUCAGCAACAAAUGGACCCAAUUUACUCCCCUGUAAGUCAACUCUAGUGGGAAAACAAGUGGCAAAGUUUCAAGAAAGUUUAGAAAAAAUUCCUGUGGAUGUAAUAUCUUAUGGCAUCAUAUUCCAUCCUCAAUUGUCCGACAGUGGUUGCCAACUCCCAGUGGCCAUACAAAGAAGCAUGAGAGGCAAGAUUAUAUGAUGUGAAUUCAACUAGAAAUUAAAACCACCAUUGUCUUCAUAAAUUUAUUGUAAUAUGUCCUUAAAAAUAAUACAUAGUUCUACAAGAGCUCUGUAUAAGAUUAUUUUAAACAGACAAGCCUUGAUGAUAUUACAUUAUCCAUCAUAUCUAAUUGAAACUAAUGUUCUUAUUUUAGAAAAUUUUGCCAAAAGACUGAGGUAUCUCAUCACUUUGUCAACCGUGUAUCCAGACUUAAGAGAUUGCUAUCUUGCUAAGAGUCAGACAGCUGCUGAAAAAUAUGACUUGAUCACAGAUGAAGAAAGGGUCAGAGGUCACAUUGAGCAGCUUAGCAAUUUUUUAACCAAUGUUGAAGGAGAGCUCAGACAGCGAUACUCUCUAGAUCAUGGAGGUAAACAUAUAUUUUUGUAUUUUAAACAUUUAUGUUGCAUUUAUUUCUAAAUUAUAAAAAAUAAUAAGUUUUCCAUUUUAUGAUUUUUAUUAACAUAUCCUUCUUAGAGCCUGGCAAUCAAGAGUCUAUGUAUCUGUUUGGGGAUUCUCUUACGGUUGCUGACAUAGGACUGUAUGUGCUCAUCACUCGAUUGCAACUUUUGGGCCUGCUGCCACACUGUAUGCCGUCAUCCAGGUUUCCCCUAACACACAGGCACUACACACUUCUCUCUGCCCGGCCAUCCAUCAAUCUGUUGUUGCAAGACAUGUCCAAACUCAGAUACACACUGCUGCUGGAAGACAUAAAAGCCUCAGGGACUUAUGUAGCUCUAGCUCUGGGGGCCGGCCUUGUUGUGAUGGCAGCCUACUAUUUGAUCAAAAAGCUCAAAUCGUAAUGUUAAGUUGUGCUAUAAAUAUUUUUUUUUAAAACCAUAUUCAUGUUUAUAAAUGUAUCCAGAGAAAGAAGGCUAUUGAUGUAUGUGUUCACGUACGGAGGGUUUAAUUGAAUGUGAUGUGACCUGAUGUGUUCUCUGGAUUCUGUUCGGUUGACCUUUUUGAGGAAAGUGUCUUGUUAUAGAAAUAUGGAUCCAACUAUGAUUUCUGAAUGUAGUGUAAAUAUUUGAACAAUGUCUAUGGACAAUCCCCUCCCCUAGAAUGUAUAAUGAGUUCACUUAUUUGCCAGUUUCCCAACAUUGGUGUCAGGCAGUACCAGCAGUUUAAUCUUGUGAAAUGUGUCAUCCUUAAUAAAGUGCCUUGACAGAACUACAAACCUGUUUACCCUCAAAGUCUUAAAAUCUUACAAUAUCAUCACAAAAUCGUUCAAUACAUUAUAUUAAUAGUAAAAUAAUAAACAUACAGUAUAUAUAAUCAUAAUGAACGCACCUCAAAAUCAUACAUUGUACGCCAAAAUCGUAAGAGUAAACAAGUCUGGAAUUAACCCAAGAAAUCUUUUCUGUAUCACAGAUCAUCCGCUUCCUAAUCUAGACACAGUAUGAAUAGACUCUCUCACAAUAACUUCCAAUACAUUUUCUAAUUUAUACCAAAUUGGAUUUCUGUAUUUAAUCUCAGCAAAUACUUGUUUAAAAUUGAAUUUUUCUGUGGCAUUGUCCUGUGAGUUGUUCAUUUUCAUUCAUUUAAGUGUUAUUAUUUUCUACCUGAAAGCAAAUAAAUGUAAACCUUGACACAUGGAUUGAGUGAUUAACACUAUUUCUAGCUUGUGAUAAAAUUUCAUACCUUUUUCAUGAUCUUUGCAUAUUGUAUUUGACAUUAUAAUCCCAACUGUAACCUGAAGAGGUAAUGAAUGUAACUAUUGUAACUUUAUCUUAGAAUCCAUGUCCUAAACUUCUGAUGAAUGGGAGAUGUGCAAUAUUGGAUGAUCCUACAAUUUUUUAUUCGACCACUUCUAAAACAAUAGGAUUUAAGGUGGUGACCUCUAUAUUUGUAAGAAAAUUCUUGAUAGUAGAUGAAGAUAUAAAGUGAGGAAGCUGAAUAUAUAGUGAUGCAGAUAUGAUAUAAAGUGAGGCAUAUUAUAUAAAGUGAGGCAGAUGCAGAUAUUUGUUUGGUCUAAAACAAUGUAGACUUCAUCAUUGACAUUUAAUUAUAGUUACUUUAAAUAAUAAAUAGUUCCUUCUGUGUGUUUGUAUGUUAAUUGUGAGUAUGCUAAACUAUUGUACAGUUUUUUUUAACUGUGUGGUCCUCUUACAAGGGGCAGUGGCUUUUAUCAAUAUCAGUAAUUCAAAAUUUCUACUAAGCUUGGCUCACUUAAUUAUGAUUAUUAAAAAAAAAUUUAAGGAAUUGAAAAUUCAUGAUUCCACUUCAGUGCUUUGUUGUGUGACACUUGAUAUCGGUACAAAACUAUUUGUUGAUGACAUUUUUCCUGCUCCUAAUGUUUGUGGACAAGUGCUCAGUUGUAUUAUUGAUUGAUUGAUUUACUUCUAUUGAUGAAAUGAUCUAAAGGCAACACACACAAAUAAUUUUGUAUUUAAACAUUGAAUUUUUAAGAAAUGAAAUAUAGUGGGUGGGGGGGUUCCUAGAUGAUGAUUCCCAAAUUCUUGAAUGUUGAAAUAAAUUGAGUUGAAAAAUUAGUUCACGGGCCAAAAAGUUUGGAAGUAUUAUAAUUAUUUACAUGUAUUGCUUUACUUUAAUUUAAGCACCUUUUGCCAGAAUAAUUUAUGUAUGAAUGUUAUUUCACAAUUAUUCCAGUUACGGCUCAUAAAUAUGCAAUUCCUAACUAAAUCUACAAAUAUGGAAAUUAACUAAUUUAGUCUAGUCUGUAUUUAUUUAUACAAAAAAAGUUAUGUUUAGCCUUUUUAAAAGGACAAUGAAAUAAACAUUUGAGUGUGAUUUGUUAUAUCACUAUUUUCACAAUUAACCUUGUAACACAUUUCCAAUCCAGCAUUUGAUAUAAUUGUCAGCUCAAGCUGUUGUUGUGUUUUAUUUUUUUCACCUAGAAAUAAAAAAAAAGAGUGUAAUACACUAGUGUUUUGUUUUCAC
Molecule: messenger RNA, 4435 nt
Organism: Lymnaea stagnalis (great pond snail)
Lineage: Eukaryota; Metazoa; Mollusca; Gastropoda; Lymnaeidae
Source: the annotation of a GenBank genome assembly